Molecule: messenger RNA, 4079 nt
Organism: Astyanax mexicanus (Mexican tetra)
Lineage: Eukaryota; Metazoa; Chordata; Actinopteri; Characiformes; Acestrorhamphidae
Gene: spock2
Product: SPARC (osteonectin), cwcv and kazal like domains proteoglycan 2
Exons: 10
Coding region: 129-1385 (418 amino acids)
Molecular function (GO): protein binding; calcium ion binding
Source: RefSeq, a predicted model, not a curated record
AGCAGCAGCAGCAGUAUCCUGUAAUCAGGUCACAUUUCAGCGGAGGCUCAGCAUCAGUGUGUGUGUCUGUGAGGAGCUGAGGACGCUGUUCGCCGCUCUGCGCUGCUGAUCAUCCCGUGUGAGGAGUCAUGGUGCUGCUGAGGGUCAUGGGGCGCCUGCUCGUCCCGUUCGUGAUGCUCGUGGGUGUUUCGGUUCAGGGCGACGUGAAGAGCGGGAAAGAUGCGGAGAAGAGCGGGAAUUUCAUGGAAGACGAGCAGUGGCUGUCCACCAUUUCCCAGUACAGCCGCAAGAUCAAGCACUGGAACCGCUUCAGAGAUGAUGAUUAUAUCAGAUCAUGGGAUGGAAGUCAAGGCUCAAAUGAAAAUGUGGACACCACUAAAGACCCCUGCCAGAAGGUGAAGUGCAGCCGCCACAAGGUGUGUGUUGCCCAGGGCUACCAGCGUGCUGUGUGUGUGAACCGCAAGAAGCUGGAGUACAGGUUGAAGGACCCAGCCCUGGGACAGCAGGAGAACAGCUGCAAGCCCUGCCCUGUGUCUGCUUCUGGACCUGUAUGCGGUUCUGAUGGACAUAAUUAUGCUUCUCAGUGUAAGCUGGAGCAGCAGGCAUGUCUCACAGGGAAGGAGCUGAGUGUGAAGUGUGCCGGUUCCUGCCCAUGUUCCCCCACAGCUGCGCCUAGCACAGAAACAGACAGCAAACACGAGAGCUGCACCGGCCAGGACCUGGCAGAUUUGGGGGAUCGCCUGCGGGACUGGUUCCAGCUGCUCCAGGGCAACGCCAAGCAGAACAGCACGAGCAAGCCUGCAGCCAGCUCUGCAUCAAUUUUGGACCGCACUCUAGUGGCGACCUGCAAGGACUCCAUCGGAUGGAUGUUCUCGAAGCUGGACACUAAUAAUGACCUGUAUCUGGACCAGGCUGAGCUGGCUGCUAUUAAUCUGGACAAGUACGAAGUGUGUAUUCGGCCUUUCUUCAACUCCUGUGAUUCCUACCGUGAUGGCAAAGUCACAACAGCCGAAUGGUGCCUCUGCUUCUGGAGAGAGAAGCCUCCCUGCCUGGCUGAGCUAGAGAGGAUCCAAAUGCAGGAAGGAGCCAAGAAGAAGCUGGGUGCCUUCAUUCCCAGCUGUGAUGAGGACGGCUAUUAUAGGAAGCUGCAGUGCGACCAAAGUAGGGGGGAGUGCUGGUGCGUAGACCAGCAUGGAGGAGAGCUAAUGGGUUCCAGAAUCCAUGGCAACCCUGACUGUGAUGAGGUAGCUGGUUACUCGGGUGAUUUCGGCAGCGCUGUGGGCUGGGAGGACGAGGAGGAGAAAGAAUCAGAAGACAAUGGUGAGGAGGCUGAAGAAGAGGAGGGGGAGGUGGGGGAAGUGGAUGAUGGUGGAUACAUCUGGUAGACCACAUCACAAAUGGCUGCAUGGUCAAAUAUAGCUUUCCUCUGGCCACUGGUUCAGAGGCAGCUCCAUCUCUUGCCGACACAAACCUGGUGGAACCUGGAGGGUUGGACAUCUUUAUACUGCACUCUGAACAACAGCAUUGACUUGGGGGGAUUGGGUGGCUGGGUAGUGAUAGCUGUAGUGAAAUUCUGGGUUUGGGGAAGAGUUUGAAUAAUGGUACUAUAAAUACUUGUGAAACAUCUUUUCUUUUGUUGUAUGUGCAAGAGUGUGCUCUCCUGAUAACGUCUUUAGCAUCAGCAGUCACAAGCUCAACUCUAGAAGCUCGAUAAAAACGGACAAACUGGAGCUUAGCCCAUGCUGUACAGUGCUUCAUCUCAUCUGUGACGUUGGACAUGUUGUGCCAGAAGCAUAACAACUAAAAUACACACAUUUACCGCUAAGUAUUUGAAAAAGGUACAUUUUAGCCUCAGCGUUUUAGGGUAGCCUACAGAUCUGACUAAUAAAACUGCAAGUGUAAUAAGGUGGGAAUGCUUCAAGCCUAAUACAUUUAGCCUAAUUCUUUUGGAGUUGUCAUUAGUGUUGUCCAAACAAGAACAAUGUGAACUAGAGUCUGGUCACUUCAAACCAUCGGUAUGUAAAUUUUUUGGACAUAGAUGUUAAUUGAAUUAAUAUUUUAGCAGCACUGUAACUUUUCUGAUUAGGCCACAGCAGAACUAGAGCUCACUAGAGAACGAGAGCCAAAGGCUAGAGCCAAAAUUACCCUGAAAGCUGCAGCCACAUUUCUGACGACCUGGUUGCCAACACAUUAUCUGGCUACCAAAAGCCUCAACAUAAAUUGAUAACACUGCAGAACCUGUCACAACAAGUUUAAGGCACAGUUAAGACUAGCUCUAAUGGGACAGUAUGGCCUUAACAUUAAUUCUUAAUUUUCAGCGUAAGACGGUUCUUCAAGUGAACCAAUACCUUUAAGGCUUUCCGGCUUCAACAUAUAUAAUAUUAAAUCCCACCGAAACUGGAUAUACUAAAGCUUAUUUCACUGUAAACACUUUUUUGACACAGAACAACUCUGAACCCUCUCCAAUACUUUGUGCUUUCUUAUAUGAAAUGGAGUCGCUGAUCCUUUCGAAUUCAUUCUCCAGUCUCUGAUUUCUCUCAUAAUGGAAUCUGCUUAAGCGAAAGUAGUUUAAGCUGAAAUGCAUUACCUCUGAUGUCACUAUGAAUACAAGUAUGAAUAGUAGUGUGGAGAAUUUGCAACCUGACAAUACUCCCACCCGCAGACACCCAGAGGGACCAGUCUGUCUUUAUAUCUGUCUGCUAAACAGAUCCACCCUUCAUCUAUGGUGAAAUAUGAGUCUACUGUACUGUUACUAGGUGUAAAUAUUUCUGCUGCAAGGGUUUUAAGUCUUGGUUUACAGCGCAAACAAAAAUCCAUUCAUGUACCACACACUCCUCGCCGUAAGACACUCCACUCUUAGUGUAAGCGCCAUUUCCGUGUUUUUUGGGAUAGAAAUUUGUCUUCGCAGGUUUCAGGAUGACUAUGGUGUUGGUUCAUUUAGAAAUCAUCAUGCUCCAGUGAUUUCAUGCAUACAAAAAUACUUGAGGCAUUUGCAGUAAACUCUGUGCAAUUAGUGUCGCCCACUGAAACAAUGAUGCCAUACUUAGACAUCCCCCUGAGAGCCCAGCUCUGAAGAAUGCCUUUCUCUGUCUCUGCUCACCACCAAGGACAUUAGGGUUGCACGUAAUACUUUACAUGCAGAGCUUAAGUGAGGAUGAAUUAUAGAUUUUAUCUGGUACGGUAAUGCAUUCAGAUAGACCCAGGCUGGAAGCUUUAAGUAAGUUUUGGAGAAUGCAUCUUAUUUAAUGUUUUUUUUUUUCUUCUCAGAAAUAAAAAGGUUCAGCAGGAAGGUGUAAAUCAGUUGACUUUUUUCCAAAUAUACAGCUAAUAUUCGUCCAUUGACAGUGAGUUUGUUUAUGUGCACUUCAUAAUCCUUACUGAUUAAGUAUUUCUCAAUACCCUUAUAAGGAGUAAUCCCAGAUUUCUCAAUCUGUGCAUGCACAAAAACAGACCCUGGUAGCAAAAAUAAACAAGCAGCAUUGAUGGCAACACUUUAGAGGCAAUGCUAAAACUCAAGGAUUUAAAUAAUCUUCAUCUUCUAGCUGACUGUGUGUUCAUAAUGUGUCUCAAUGUGUUGAAUAAAAAUGUGAAUUUUGUGUUUUACUUAAAGUUUGUCACAUCUUUUUCUGUAAGAUUAAUGGCUGGUUGCAUUAAUCUGAUCCGAUUAUUGACCCAGUUUUCCAAUUAUCUGUUGAUACAAGUUCUCAAACUCAGAUGUUCUGCAGUAAUCAGAUUAUGAAAUGCAUGUAAACGCACUCAAUGACAAUAUGUUAUGAAGAACCUCAGAUAAGGUGUUCGAUUCGAUUAGAAGACAGUCUCACAAGUAGUCAGAUUGUGAGAUCACUGUUUUCAUGUCUUUCUCAACAGUGCCACAUCUGAUGCUCUUCAAUGUGGAUUUGCUAGCCUAUGAUUAUACUGAUCUGUAAACACCAUUAUUGUCAAUACUUGGAUUCUAAAGAUGAAGUGUAUUUGCCCUGGCAGUUGCAUUAUAUUUGCAUUUAGUUGCAUGUUUUUGUCCAGAAUUGUCAUCUUUUGCCUCAGUAUGAUUAUAAUUAAAGGCAUUGGGCCCACAUACUGUA